AUUUUGCCAACCGGCAACAUUAUCAAAAGUUUGACGUUUACUUGUAGUACGCUUUCUAUAACUUUCGUAACAAAACUUUAAUAUCAUGCAUAAAGUGCUAAAAUUUAUUUCAUCUGAAGUCUCUUCGAAGGUAAUAUCGUCUACUCGACGGACUUACAGUUGUAAUCAAUAUUCCAGUGCUAAUAUAAUCGAAAUGGGUAGCACAUCAAAAUUAUUAGGUAGCGAAAACUCAAUCGUUUGGAUGGAUCUUGAGAUGACAGGGCUAAACUCGAUCACUGACAAAAUAAUCGAAGUUGCAUGCCUUAUUACCGACAAAGAUUUGAAUGUUUUGACGGAGGGUUUAAACUUUGCUAUAAAACACCCUCCACGUGUUUUUGAGGAAAUGAACGAGUGGUGUAUAAAACAGCAUAACAAAUCUGGAUUAGUUCAACGGUGCUUGGAAUCAGAUAUAACGUCAGACCGUGCAGAACCGUUAAUUUUAGAAUAUCUACAAAGGCAUAUCCCAAAGGGUAAAUGCCCCUUGGGUGGUAAUUCGAUAUACAUGGACCGACUAUUUUUACGCCAACAAAUGCCAUCUGUUGAUGAAUACCUACAUUACCGCAUUGUUGAUAUCUCGAGUAUUAAGGAAUUAUGUAGUCGAUGGAGACCGGAUAUUUUAAAGUCGGCUCCCAAAAAGCGAUUUCUACAUAGGAGCUUGGAAGAUUUGGAGGAUAGCAUUGAAGAACUUAUAUAUUAUCGUGAACAUUUUUUUAAAACUAAUUAAAUUACCGAUUGAAUGAAAA
Ceratitis capitata (Mediterranean fruit fly) is the source of this 782-nucleotide messenger RNA. RefSeq names its product probable oligoribonuclease. Lineage: Eukaryota; Metazoa; Arthropoda; Insecta; Diptera; Tephritidae. The transcript has a single exon. Gene Ontology annotation, cellular component: mitochondrion. Gene Ontology annotation, molecular function: 3'-5'-RNA exonuclease activity; nucleic acid binding. The record is from RefSeq and is a predicted model, not a curated record. The coding region runs from base 86 to 763 and encodes 225 amino acids.